Botrytis porri is the source of this 564-nucleotide messenger RNA. RefSeq lists its product as uncharacterized. The transcript is spliced from 3 exons. The record is from RefSeq and is a predicted model, not a curated record. Lineage: Eukaryota; Fungi; Ascomycota; Leotiomycetes; Helotiales; Sclerotiniaceae. Gene Ontology annotation, cellular component: cytoplasm; membrane. The coding region runs from base 1 to 564 and encodes 187 amino acids.
AUGUCUUCCGCCGUCGUAAACACCACGGUUCAAUCCUGUGUCUUAUCGGGAAUCAGCAAUAUCAUCGCACAAUAUAUUUCUGCGUACCAGCGCAAUGCACAAUUCACGAUAAACUGGACACCGGUCCUUUACUUCGUGCUAUACGGUUUGCUGAGCGCCCCUCCAAAUUUCUACUUACAAUCCCUCCUUGAAUCUCUUCUCCCCUCCAAGAAACCAACCUCCCCGCAAAAAAUCUCAGAAAAGGAAUCCGCACUCUCCAAACCCGCUCUCUCGAUCACAAACACCAUUUUAAAAGUAUUUAUCGAUCAAACUCUCCUCGCGCUGCUCAACGUAAUGCUCUUCCUCAUCACUUUUUCAUUAUUCCGCGGAGCGACUCUUCCUCAAGCUAUCCAGUCUGCACAAAAUGAAUACUGGGGUAUGAUGAAAGCGGGAUGGAAGCUAUGGCCAUUUGUGAGUCUGAGCAAUUUUGCCGUGAUUAAGAGUGUGCAGGGCCGGGCUUUGUUAGGGAGUUUGGCGGGGAUUGGUUGGAAUGUUUAUUUGGGAUUGGUGCAGGGGGGGAAGUGA